Stegostoma tigrinum is the source of this 4072-nucleotide messenger RNA. RefSeq names its product FHF complex subunit HOOK interacting protein 2 (gene fhip2a). Bases 281 to 2617 code for a protein of 778 amino acids. The transcript has 17 exons. The record is from RefSeq and is a predicted model, not a curated record. NCBI's taxonomy places the organism in Eukaryota, Metazoa, Chordata, Chondrichthyes, Orectolobiformes, Stegostomatidae.
AGGACCGCGCUGUGAGUUGGGCCGACAGUCUGUUUGUGGUGCCACGGUGUCGGUUGUGUGUUUGUAUCGUUUGAGAUGUUGAAUGUUUACUGUUGGCUUAUUUGAUCACCGGGGUCUGCCCGCGCGUUGUAUCUUUGAUUUAUUCGUUUCGUGGUCAUUCCCCCCCGUUCUGUUAUUUUGUGUGUGAGCCGCAUGAACAGCCAGGCUGGAUCGAACCAGGAAGAAGAUUGAGGAAUCCAAGGAGAAGAUCCGCCGGGAGAUCCGCGAGUCCAAGGCCAAGAUGUUCACCAAAUUUACCAACAUCCUGCAGCAGGCGGUGGAGGCGUUGGCUCCGUCCCUCCCACUACAAGAAGAUUUUGUGUUUCAUUGGAAGGCCAUUACUCACUAUUACAUCGAUACAUCAGAUGAUAAAGCUCCAGUAACAGAUACAAACAUCCCAUCACACUUGGAUCAGAUGUUAGAAAUUUUGGUUCAGGAGGAACAUGAAAGGGAAUCUGGUGAGACAGGCCCCUGUAUGGAGUACUUGCUUCAUCACAAGAUUUUGGAGACUCUGUACACGUUGGGAAAAGCUGAUUGCCCACCGGGAAUGAAGCAACAAGUCCUAACUUUCUACACAAAAUUACUAGGAAGAAUCAAACAACCCCUCUUGCCGCACAUAAAUGUUCACAGGCCUGUCCAGAAAUUAAUUCGACUUUGUGGUGAAGUUCUUGCUGCCCCCACGGAAAAUGAAGAAAUACAGUUUCUUUGCAUAGUCUGUGCAAAAUUGAAACAAGAUCCCUAUUUGGUCAAUUUUUUCCUAGAGAACAAAUCUCCAAGAGCUACAGGAGUUGCCAAGCCACAGAAAGCAGAAGUCGAUGUUUCAGAAGAUACUGUUGUGCCAGCAGAUAUAUCAUCAGAGACAGAACAAGCCCAACUUCCUGAAGGCAACACUAGUACAGGACUGUGCAAUGCUACCUGUAGAGCUGUAAUCAGCCCAUUGGACAGCAAUAGCAACUUGUCUGAACACAGUACCAAUCUUUCUACGUCAUUAAAUACCAUGACCCUUUCAUUACAAACAGCCGCUGCAAACUCUUCUGAGCUCUGUCAAAGCCAAGAUUAUAAUCUGGUGAAUUCAUUAAUAAACCUUAGUAAAAGUCCGGAUGGUCGAAUUGUUGUUAAAGCAUCUGAGGGUCUGAUGCUACUAGUUAGUUUGCCAGAGCCAGCAGCUGCAAAGUGCCUGACUGACAACACUUCUCUGUGCCAAUUGCUUACGGAAAGAUUGGGCAAGCUUUAUCGAGCACUGCCACAGUCGAUAGAUCCAAUGGAUAUUGAAUCUUUGGAGUCGGUUAACUGGGGUUUAGACUCUUACAGCCAUAAAGAAGAUACCACAGCUUUUCCUGGAAAGCGUGCCCUCAUCUCUUUCCUAUCUUGGCUGGAUUAUUGUGACCAACUAAUUAAGGAAGCCCACAAGCUCACUGCCGUUGCCUUGGCAAGGGCCAUUCGAGAGAGAUUUUUUGUUCCAGUUAUGGAGCCACAAUUGCUUCAGACAUCAGAAAUUGGUAUUCUGACUUCAAUAUCACUGCUAAAUCGCAUCAUCCGCCAGAUCACAUCAAGUGCAAUGCUACAAGAGUUAGUUUUCUUCCUCUUAGGAGAUCAGAGACAGUCUGAAACAGCUGGAGAACAUAAGCAUCAGUUACGAUAUCGACUUAUAGAGCAUUGUGACCAUCUCUCAGAUGAGAUAAGUAUAAUGACACUGAGAAUGUUUGAGCAUCUAUUACAAAAGCCAAAUGAGCACAUUAUUUACAGCAUGGUCUUAAGGAAUUUGGAGGAACGAAACUACGUUGAAAAUAAACCACCUUGCCAGGAGGACAAGGAUAUUGUUGAAAAUGGACAGAUAGCAGGAGCAGUAGAUUUGGAGGAAGAUCCAAUUUUUACAGAUCUGUCACCUGAUAACAGACUGCUUGGUUCCAGUUGGCUGACUGCUUCCCCACCUCCAACACCAGACCAUACAAAAUCUGAUGGGAAAACAGAAGUUCAUAAGAUUGUAAAUAGUUUCCUGUGUCUUGUUCCUGAUGAAGCAAAGUCAUCUUACUAUGUGGAAGGCACAGGAUAUGAUACCUACCUCAGAGAUGCACAUAGGCAGUUCCGGGAUUGUUGUGGUAACUGUAUGAAGUGGGACUGGCCUUCAAUACCUAAGCCUUUGGAGAAAUGUAAUCUGGAAACACCUUUCUUUGAGGGACAUUUUUUAAAAGUUCUGUUUGAUCGAAUGGGCAGAAUCCUUGAUCAGCCGUAUGAUGUGAAUUUGCAAGUGACAUCUGUUUUGUCAAAGUUAUCAUUAUUUCCCCAUCCCCACCUACAUGAAUACUUACUGGAUCCUUACAUUAACUUGGCUCCCAACUGCAGAUCUUUGUUUUCUGUUAUUGUAAGGGUGGUUGGCGACUUAAUGUUGCGAAUACAACGUAUCCCAGACUUCACACCAAAGCUUUUGCUUGUCAGAAAACGCCUGCUGGGCUUUGAGCCAGAUGGACCUAUCAUUGACCAUAUGACUUUGCUGGAAGGUGUAAUAGUGUUGGAAGAGUUCUGUAAAGAGCUAGCAGCAAUAGCUUUUGUUAAGUUCCAUGCUUCUACCACACCUUAACCAUUGGCUGGAUUCCAUACAGAAGCAUCCUAUCACAACUUCAGUUUUACAGGCCAGCUUCAAAGGAAAUGUUUGGAACAACAAGGCCAUCUUAAACUGUAGCACACUGUAUCUGUGUCUUGGACAUGGAUAGGAAAAGGGAAAUGUGCCUAAAAAUGGGGCAACUGAUGCAGUUAUCUGUAAAAAAUGGAAGACAAUGUCAAGAAGAAGAGUAAUACUUUGAAUUAAUAUUGGAAGAUUGUUUUUCAGUUAACAGCGACAACCUCAAAAUGUUGUAUAUGUUAUAUUUUACAGAAAGAAGUAGUAAUUUUCCUACUUCUGAUCCCUUUUAAAAUCAUGAUCUUUACUCUUGAUAAGAUUGUUCUCAACAUGUGAGAAUCGGGUAGGCAAAGGUCCAUAUCAGAAAUGUUUACCAGUAUUUUAGCAAAUCAAAGAAUUAUUUAAGUAACAAAAGCUGGGGUGCUGAUCUGAAGUUAUUGUAUGUUUCUGUGCCUUUGAAAAGGGCAACAUUAAGUGUUAAGUCAUGUUAAUAUUUUGUCACUCUUCUCUUCCUUUCUUCACCACUUUCAAGCAGCCCAGAAGCCAUAAUUUCUCAGACUGUGGCUUUUGUAUCUGUUUCCGAGCCUUCAUACACAUAGCAGGGAAUCGCCUCCAUAUUUGGAUGCAAGCCUAAGCUUAAGUAUUGUAUACUUGCGCAAAAAGUGGUGUUUCAUUUAUGGUUAAUGCUGCAUUUCAAGUGUUCACUCUUAACAAGUACUUAGUGUUCGGCAAAGCUGUAAUAGAACCAAAUUUUUCAGUCUAAUAUUUCAUUAGCCAGUAUUAAUUAACCAUUUAAAACAGACCAUCACCUAUAUUUUUUAAUAUUAAAGUAGAAAAACCAUAGAUAUUUAUAAAGCACCAAACUGCGUACCUAUAUCAAGUUAAAUUGCUCAAUAUAAUUCACAUUGGAUGCCUGAAAUAACUUGGGGUUGUUGUGCAAUGAUUUAAUGAUCUCUUUACAAUGGUUCCUCACCAAUGUUUGUUACAAAUUAUGUAUUAAGUUCUGUAUUUAAACUUUUACUAAAAUAGUACCAAUGGUGCAUCUUUUCUAUUUUCAUUUCGUUUGUAGAAAGUUAAGGUAAAGUAACAAGGUCUUUUUUAUAGUUAACAGCAUUAUUGAACAUGGAGUACUAGUUUAUAAUAGGUGCUUGAAGUGUUGGUUUAUGUUUCUGUAAAUAAUACUUACUUGUAAUGUAUUUGUGCAUUACAAACCAAAUAUCUUGGGAGUUCACUGCAUUUAAUGUCAGUCUUCCUCUUUUUGUUUAUAAGAGUGCAACACUUUUUGUGUGCAAUAUAAAAGCUGUAUUACCUUGGAUGCAGCUUACAUGCAACACUUCUGUCAUAUAUAAGAGACUCUUAUAUAUCGAUCCGUGCUUGCUUCUACUGUCACUAUUGUAUAUGGUAAAUGGAUUAUAA